ACGGAGUACUACAAGAUCUUGGAUGUUGAGCAGAGCGCAUCUGAAGGGGAGAUCAAGAAGGCAUAUAGAAAGAUAUCGUUGAAGGUACAUCCGGACAAGAAUGCCCAUCCCAAAGCGGACGAGAGCUUCAAGAGGGUAAAUAAAGCGUUUGAGGUGUUGGGAGACGCCCAGAAGAGAACGAUAUACGACCAGACUGGUGGCGAGGCCCCGAGUGGGUUUGGAGGAGCAGGAGCAGGAGGAGCAGGA
Messenger RNA from Williopsis jadinii, 246 nucleotides. RefSeq names its product type I HSP40 co-chaperone HLJ1 (gene HLJ1). The annotation marks the transcript as partial. The transcript has a single exon. Lineage: Eukaryota; Fungi; Ascomycota; Saccharomycetes; Phaffomycetales; Wickerhamomycetaceae. The record is from RefSeq and is a predicted model, not a curated record. Gene Ontology annotation, biological process: cellular response to misfolded protein. Gene Ontology annotation, cellular component: endoplasmic reticulum membrane. Gene Ontology annotation, molecular function: Hsp70 protein binding.